AUGGCCUCCUCACCGCCUAUAAAGCUUGCAGUCCUCGACGACUACCACAACAUAGCCGCACGUCACUUUGCCCAUAUUGACCGCUCGAAAAUAUCCGUCACCGUUUUCAACGACACACUACCGUCUUACUCGCACCCCGAAACCACCGAUGCCUCGCGUUCAGCCCUCGUCGCGCGCCUCCAGCCCUUCACCGUACUCUCCACAAUGCGCGAACGUACACCCUUUCCAGCCGCCCUACUCCGGCGACUUCCCAACCUAAAAGUUGUCCUUGGAACAGGCGGAAAGUUUGAAAGCUGGGACUUGGAUACGAUGCGCUUAAUGGGCAUCAAAGUAUGCGCAGCACCCGGUAAGGGUCGCACAGAUGGAAAGGGAAGUGCGCAGUCACUCCGGUCUCUGCCUGUAAAGCAAGGCGGUGGACAUCCCACAACCCAACAUGUCUGGGCCCUUAUCCUCGGCCUUGCGCGCAACAUCGCCGCCGACGACGCUGUCGUAAAAGGAAAAGGUAGACCAGCUGGUUGGCAAACCGAACUCGCCAUGGGUCUACAAGGUAAAACUCUCGGUCUUGUAGGACUUGGGCGCAUAGGCGCACACGUUGCGCGCGUCGCAGUACUCGCAUUCGGCAUGAAAGUGAUAUGCUGGAGUACGAAUCUCACCCAAGCCAGCGCCGACGCUCUAGCCCAUGAAGUGGGUGUGCCUGUUAUCGGUGGUGGGAUAGCAUCCCCGUCGGAAAAAACGUUCAAAGUAGUUACAAAGAAAGAGCUAUUCAGUACUUCGGAUGUAGUAAGCAUAAAUUACGUGCUUAGCUCGCGUUCGCUUGGUAUCAUAGGCGCACAGGAGCUGAAGGCUAUGAAGCCGUCUGCCCUUUUGAUCAACACGUCUCGUGGCCCGCUCAUCGACGAAGCGGCGUUGCUGGAUACUUUGAGGAAGGGACGUAUACGGGGCGCUGCGAUUGAUGUCUUUGAUAUCGAACCGCUUCCUGCAGAUAGUCCUUGGCGUACGGAGAACUGGGAUGAGAAAGGAAAGAGUAGGGUGCUGCUUACGCCGCAUAUGGGAUACGUGGAGGAGGGAACGAUGACAGCGUGGUAUGAGGAGACGGCGGAGAACGUGGAGAGAUUGGUUGAGGGGAGGGAGCUUUUACACAGGAUUGUGUAA
Molecule: messenger RNA, 1152 nt
Organism: Pyrenophora tritici-repentis Pt-1C-BFP
Lineage: Eukaryota; Fungi; Ascomycota; Dothideomycetes; Pleosporales; Pleosporaceae
Product: SerA, Phosphoglycerate dehydrogenase and related dehydrogenase
Molecular function (GO): oxidoreductase activity, acting on the CH-OH group of donors, NAD or NADP as acceptor; NAD binding
Source: RefSeq, a predicted model, not a curated record